AUGAUCAACUUUGUCUUUCGGGUCUAUAGCGGGCUCCGGUCAUUCCUCCAAUCUGUUCGGCUGUGCACGUACGUGUUCCUGGACAGCAUGGCAAACGUUUUCUACCCAUAUAUGUGGAGUCUCGAUACAAGAAUUCGAUCUCUCGCACACGUGCCAAAGCACAUCUUCUUCACAGGAGGGCUAAACAAUCACAAUGCGAGCAAGCGCGCAUCACACGCGCGCCGCCUGAGCGCCAUCCUCGCAGCUGCUAUUGAUGGUGGCGUGAAGCUUUUCACCUUAUACUCUUCCCAUGAGCUCUGGCACUUUGAGGAAAUAAAUGCGCUCCUCCUGUCACUAACAAACGAAUUGAAGCGUCUAGGGUAUACGCCAUUCAUCUCGUUGGCCGUUAAGACAGUGGAUACCCAGCUCUUUAAAAGUGGUGCAGAGAGCACUGAAAGUGACGAUGAAAGUGACGGCCUACUGACUCCGCUUAACAUUCUGCUGCUAAGCCCAGCAGCAAGGCCUGGCAAUUUUUCUCGAGCUGAUGCCAUCAUUCAGUUACUAGACAUUCGUAAUUCGCAUGGCUCGUAUAUAUCGCACCUGGCACAAUACGCAGGAAAAGACUUUUCAUACAGCAAUAUGGUAGAGGGCUUUCAUGGCCUGGCUAUGGAUACAUCUGGGCACUUUAUAGGGUAUCCAGACCUGUACCUUUCCUUUUCAAAGUACCAGAUACCACAAGUCCACAAUUGUAUGCCUUGGAUGCUGCGGUGUGCAAUGAUUUUCAUGUGUCCGCCGAUCAGGCACUACAACGUGCAGUCGUUCUGGCGAGAUUUAGUCAGGUACAACAGGGCACGGCAGCGCCGCGCAGACAUAACCAAGAACCUAGAUUAG
Giardia duodenalis is the source of this 870-nucleotide messenger RNA. RefSeq lists its product as uncharacterized. The transcript has a single exon. The record is from RefSeq and is a predicted model, not a curated record. The coding region runs from base 1 to 870 and encodes 289 amino acids. NCBI's taxonomy places the organism in Eukaryota, Fornicata, Diplomonadida, Hexamitidae.